Messenger RNA from Microdochium trichocladiopsis, 741 nucleotides. RefSeq lists its product as uncharacterized. Lineage: Eukaryota; Fungi; Ascomycota; Sordariomycetes; Xylariales; Microdochiaceae. The coding region runs from base 1 to 741 and encodes 246 amino acids. The record is from RefSeq and is a predicted model, not a curated record. The transcript is spliced from 2 exons. Gene Ontology annotation, molecular function: oxidoreductase activity, acting on the CH-OH group of donors, NAD or NADP as acceptor.
AUGGCAUCGCCAACAGCAGCAGCUCUUCCAAUGCUCACUGCGCUCGUUACAGGCGGCGCAUGGGGCCUCGGCCGCGCCAUCGCAGAGGCCUUUCUGUCCGCGGGCCACAACGUCGCCGUCUGCGAUGUCAACGCCGAGCGGCUCGAAGACUUCGCGCGCGAUCUGGCUGCUGCCCACGAAGGCCGCUUCCUGGCCGAGAAGACCGACAUUACCGACGAGGCCGCUGUCGAGGCACUUGUAGGCGCAAUCACUUCCAGGUUCGGGCGGCUCGACUUUGUCGUCAACAAUGCGGGCAUCAUUGACACGUUCGACCCAGUCGGCACAACGACAAAGGCGCAGUGGGAUCGCGUGCUGGGCGUCAACCUCACCGGCACCUUCAUCGUGACCAAGGUUGCCGUCAACGCCAUGCUCGAGCAAUCCCCGUCGGGAGGCACCGUGCACGGAGUGGUCGGUAUCACCAGGAACACGGCGGGGGUAUACGGCGCUAAGAGCAUCUACAGCGUCGUCCUGCUCCUCGGCGGCAUGGACGACACCAACCUGUCCGACAGCUUCCGGACGGCAGGCAUCAAUACGGAGGGCAUCCAGCUCAUCGGCCAGGUGAAUCCGGGCUACACGCCAGGCAAGACCAACGUCGCCCUCGCCGACGUGGCCAAGUACUGCCUGUUCCUCUCGGACCCGGCCAUCGCGGCCACGUCAAAUGGUGGCACCAUCACCUUCCACAAGAACUGGCCCUGUGCGUAG